AUGGCUGAAGAUGCCGCCAGUGGUGGUUGGAGCACCAUCGAAUCAGACGAAGGUGUCUUCACCUCUCUGAUCGAACAGCUGGGAGUCAAGGACGUGCAGGUUGAAGAGCUAUUCUCACUGAACGCAGAUUGGAUCCGUGCUCUGAGUCCCGUCUACGGCGUCAUCUUCCUCUUCAAAUGGAUCGGCCAAGGUUCAGAAAAUAAAAGUGCGCCUCAAGAUGGCUCCUACGAUCGUACCGCAGUCGAGGACGAGGGACUCUUCUUUGCCGCCCAGACGAUACAAAACGCCUGUGGUACGCAGGCUGUUCUCUCAGUGGUUUUGAACAAUGACAAGUCGGUCGACGGCGCUUCGUCGGGGACGGAUGGGGGAGGAGCAAGAAUUGACAUCGGACCUGCCCUACAAGAGUUCAAAGAGUUCACGACGGGCUUUGACCCGGGGCUGCGCGGAGAAUCGCUCUCAAACUCGGAAAUGAUACGGACUGUACACAACAGCUUCGCGAAAUCUAGCCCGUUUGUUGACGAGACUCUACGUGACCCCAACGCGGGAACCGAAGACGUGUUUCACUUCAUUGCGUACACGCAAUACCAUGGCAAACUGUACGAGCUCGACGGGCUCCAACCCUAUCCCAUCUCUCAUGGCGACUGCACCUCGGACGAAUUCCCGGACAAGAUCAUGUCUGUGUUGCAAAGGAGGAUUUCGAGAUACCCAGAAGAUGAGAUCCGCUUCAACCUCAUGGUCGUGUGCCAAGAUCAGAGGAUCAAGUGGCGCGAACUCCAGGAGCCCGGGCUGCUUGCGGAGGAGGAACGAAAGCGAGAAAAAUGGGAUUUUGAAAACGCACUUCGACGGCACAACUUUGUGGGCUUUACGGAGGAAGUGCUCAAGGGGGUGGUCAAGAUGAAGAUUCAAGAUGGAACCUAUGAUGCGUGGAUAGACCAAGCGAAACAGGCGACGGAGAAGAGAAUGAGGGAGAAGCUGAGCCAUGGUGCUACGUGA
This is a messenger RNA of Fonsecaea pedrosoi CBS 271.37, 993 nucleotides long. RefSeq lists its product as uncharacterized. Gene Ontology annotation, cellular component: cytoplasm. The transcript has 3 exons. Gene Ontology annotation, biological process: protein deubiquitination; ubiquitin-dependent protein catabolic process. Lineage: Eukaryota; Fungi; Ascomycota; Eurotiomycetes; Chaetothyriales; Herpotrichiellaceae. Gene Ontology annotation, molecular function: cysteine-type deubiquitinase activity. Bases 1 to 993 code for a protein of 330 amino acids. The record is from RefSeq and is a predicted model, not a curated record.